GAGAGCCACCCAGGCAUCCCCGCCCAACAGACCAGUCCUCCCCGACGCCCGGCCCCGGCCCUGGAUAUGCUCAUAGGCAGUGGUGCAGCCCGUAAUCGGCAGUCGAUUCCUGAGCACCGUUGAGACAAGUCGUGGAUUCUAACCGUCCAAGCAGGAUGAUCCGUGCACUUCUGUUGCUAGCUGUGCUGGCGGCCGUUGCAAUGGCCCAAAGGCAGCUCAUCAGGCCAGACCCACAGGCCUGCAAGAACCGUAUCAAGCAUGCAGCAACCUUCAGGAACGGGCACUACUACUUCUUCUCCUGGGGUCAUGGACCUACCAAGGAACACGAAAGGGACUGGCUUGAUGCAAGAAACAUCUGCAGGAAACAUUGCCAAGAUUUAGUCAGCUUGGAAACCCAGGACGAGGCCCAGUUCGUCUACCAGGCCAUCCAGCAGAACAACGUCAAGUACAUCUGGACCUCUGGUCGCAAAUGCAACUUCGACGGCUGCGACAGGCCUGAUCUCCAGCCAGCCCUCGUUAACGGAUGGUUCUGGUCUGGUUCCUCCGACCGUAUUCCCCCAACCAACUCCUCCUUCGGCUGGAGGGGUGACUGGUCUCGCACCGGAGGCGGCGGCAGACCCCAGCCCGACAACCGCGAGUUCGGAGAGACCGGCACUGAUGAAUCUUGCAUCGCCAUCCUCAACAACUUCUACCAGGACGGCGUCGUGUGGCACGACGUUGCCUGCCACCACGUCAAGCCCUGGGUAUGCGAGGACUCCGACGAGCUCCUCAGGUUUGCCCGUUUCACAUACCCAGAAGCUCAAAUCCCCUGAGCUGAUUUGGCCGCCGUAUCUAGGGUAUGAUUCCCAUCACCUACUCACCACCACCUCCCUAAACUUCUUCUUAUUCGUUCUUUUCAAAACAGGAGGCCAGUUCUCAGAAACUUACAGCUACUAAUUUUUUUUCUACAAAUUAAAUCCAAGCUGAUGUGUUAAGGAUAGCGGAUGAGUUAUUUUAACUUUUUCAUAUUUCAGUCAAUCAAUAAAGAUUGAGAUAAAAUCUAAUA
Macrobrachium nipponense is the source of this 1045-nucleotide messenger RNA. RefSeq names its product CD209 antigen-like protein E. The coding region runs from base 156 to 812 and encodes 218 amino acids. The transcript is spliced from 3 exons. The record is from RefSeq and is a predicted model, not a curated record. Lineage: Eukaryota; Metazoa; Arthropoda; Malacostraca; Decapoda; Palaemonidae.